AUGGCUUUCGACGAGCUCAUUGAGGAAAUGGGCGGAGCCUUCGCCCAGCCUCCCGCAGGGCAGGAAAUGGAAAGCGAAGAGGAAGCGGAGAGCGUGGUCCUCGAACCCUGGUGGCUAAUCGCGCGCCGCUACGGCCUCAACACCUACCAUCCCAACUGGCAGGACCUCCUCAACGACCCCACCGUCCGCACCGCGCUCGCGUUGGUUGUCCUCACCGCCAUCUCCUUGCCCCUCUUCAGCAUGUUCGCCUAUCGGUUUUGGCGCAGAAAACAGAAUGAAAAAGGUAAGCGAACAUUUUUUGGUUUUUGGAAUUCUGCACUGUGCAAUGAAAAAUGGCGGAAAUUUUUUGCACUGUGCAAUCAAAAAUGUCGCAUCUUUUGUCGCGCGGCACAAUCAAACAAGGGAAAGAUUUUGUAUCGCACAGUGCAGUUAAAAAAGUCGAAAUUUUUGCACUGUGCAAUUCAAAAAAGUCGCAACUUCUCUUGCACUGUGCAGUCAAAAAAGUCGCGAAUUCUGCCGCACUGUGCAGUCAAAAAAAGUGAAACGUUUUCAUUUGCACUGUGCAAUCAAAAAAAUCGAAGCUUCUAUCGCACUGUGCAGUCAAAACUGUACAAAAUUUCGCACCGUGCAGUCUAAAAUGGCGAAAAAAAUUUUGCACUGUGCAUUCAAAAAAUAUAGAACUUCGCACAGUGCAAUUGAAAUUUAUUUUUACGCUAAAACUUGACUUUUUUUACAAAAAUCACGAUUUGUGGAAGAAAUUUACAGCAAAAAAACUAGUUCGUUUCCUCUAAAUCAACAACAAAACUCAUUGAAAACAGGUUUAUGAUGCAAAAAAUACCUUGCACUUUGCAGUACACUAUUUUAAUCACGUCACCGAUGUGACGAUUUUAAAAAAAACUUUGUGAUUGCACAGUGCAAGGGUGAAGAAAUUUUUUUUGCACGGUGCGAAAUAUGGCUUUUGAUUUUUUUGACUGCACAGUGCAAGAAUUGCGACAAGAUGAUUUUUUGCGCUGUGCAUAAUGUGAGUUUUGGGCUGCACAGUGCAACAAUUGCGACAAAAUUUUUUCGAGUGCACAGUGCGGUUUUUCUGACAAAAAAAAAUUUUGUGCACAGUGCAGAUGGAGAGCCUGGUUGCAGCCGCACUGUGCAAUUUUUCGGGUUUUCGAUUGCACUGUGCAUUCUGCGACAACAUUUUUUCGACUGCACAGUGCGGUUUUUGAGGAUUUUUUUUGCCGCACCGUGCAGAUGAAGGAACAGUUUUUUUGACUGCACCGUGCAAUUUUUUCGGGGUUUUUGACUGCACUGUGCUAUUUUUUUUUUUUUUUUUUAAAUACGUCAUUGAAAAAAUUUUUUUCAGCUGGCUACGUGACCGUUGACCGUUCCCAACCAGGUCAUUUCAACACCGAUCUUUUGAAUUCCAUCGCCGAACCCAAGGCGCAGAAAAAACCGCAGAAAAAGACGAAGGUAAAUUUUUCAAAAAUUUUUUUUUGAAAUUUAAAUUUGAUUUUUUUUUUUUGAAAUUACGGUAAGAAUACGUUCGAAAUGACCUAUGAAGGAAAAAAUAUAGAAUUUCGUGUGAGGUUUAUGUGCCCACGUCAAAGGAAGUCGUGUUUAACCAGGUGUAAACAGAAUUCCUUUGAAAUUUUUGGUCGAAAGAAGCUAAAAAGCAGUUUAAAAUUCGAAGUUACAAAAAAAUUCUGACAUUUUUAGCAAGAAAAAGCGAAAAAAUGGCAAAAAAUGUCGACUGCACUGUGCGAAAACCGAAGAAUGCUUUUGCACCGUGCAGAAAUCAUAAUUUUUAUUUUUGCACUGUGCAUUCGAAUGAAUUGCACUGUGCGAAACAUUGAGUUCACGGCUUUUUCUUCGACUGCACUGUGCGAGAAAGAGGAAAUUGAAAAUGAGCGAUCUGCACAGUGCAAUUGACCUUUGCUUUUGGCAUUCACUUCCUCCAUUUUUUUGAAAAGAAAGUUGGCGCGUGAUUUCGAAGUGGCUUGUCGCGACAGAUUUAUGCGACUUUGAACAGUGCAAAUUUCGUUUUUCUUUUCAUUUUGAUUGCACUGUGCGGGCGAAAUUUCGUUUGCACUGUGCAAAGUCCUAAACAUUUGCCGCGACAACCCUCUUCGAAAGCACAAUCAAAAUUUCCGUUCAAAAAAUGACAAGCAUUGUGCAAUGGAAUCAAAAGCGAUGUCGCGACAUGUCGCUGACCCGUUGCACAGUGCAGUUUCUCUUGCUCGGUUUGAACUGCACUGUGCGGAUGGGUUUUUUUUGUUUGCACUGUGCAAUUGCAUGAAAGGAGAUGUCGCGAUAAGUCGUUGGUGCGACAAGAAUCCGAUGUCGCGACAAGUCGCUGAUCCUUUGCACAGUGCAUUUUUUCUUCUUCAGCUUUGAUUGCACUGUGCAAAUUCUUUUUGUCUUUGCACUGUGCAAUUGAAUGAAAGGAGAUGUCGCGACAAGUCGCUGAUCCUUUGCACGGUGCGUUUUUUCUUCUUCAGCUUUGAUUGCACUGUGCAGAUUCUUUUUCUCUUUGCACUGUGCGGUGGAAUCAAAACAGAUGUCGCGACAAGUCGCUGGUCUUUUGCACAGUGCAUUUUUUCUUCUUCAAUUUUGAUUGCACUGUGCAGAUUUCUUUUCUCUUUGCACUGUGCAAUUGAAUGAAAGGAGAUGUCGCGACAAGUCGCUGAUCUUUUGCACAGUGCAAUUUUUCUCUCUCGGUUUGAACUGCACUGUGCGAAUGGGUUUUCUCUUUGCACUGUGCAAUGGAAUCAAAACAGAUGUUGCGACAAGUCGCUGGUCUUUUGCACAGUGCAAUUUUUUUCUCUCGGUUUGAACUGCACUGUGCAGAUUUCUUUUCUCUUUGCACUGUGCAAUGGAAUCAAAACAGAUGUCGCGACAAGUCGCUGGUCUUUUGCACAGUGCAGUUUCUCUUCCUCGGUUUUAACUGCACUGUGCAGCCAAAUUUCGCACCGCCCAUUCAAUAAUCCAUUUAUCUCGGCACUGCACGGUGCAAUUCAAUUCCCAUUGCACAGUGCAAUGGGCUCCUAAUUUAUGGGCCUUUCCGCCGCGGGCAGUGGAUUUAAAUUCGGCGCAAAACGCGAGCCCAAUUGCGCGGAAAUGCGUUUUCCUCGAAAAAUAAACAAUUAUGGGGACAAAGAGCGGCCAGAUCUUUGGCCUAAUUGCAUCGCCAGAAGGGAGAUGAUUGUUUAUUUUACGAUUUUUGGAAUUUUAAAAAUUUUGGGGGAAAAAUCGGUUUUAAAAAAAGGGAAAUUAAAGAUGCACAGUGCAAAAAAAUAUUUUUUGAAUUUUUAAUUUUGCAAAAAAAAAUAAAAAAAAAUUUUUUUUGAAGAGAAAAGUCGAUUGCACAGUGCAAAAAAAAUAUUUUAAUUUUACAAAAAAAAAAUAAAAAAAAAUUUUGAAGAGAAAGUCGAUUGCACAGUGCGAAAAAAAAAUAUUUUAAUUUUGCAAGAAAAUCAAAAAAAAUUUUGUUUGAAGAGAAAAAUCGAUUGCACAGUGCAAAAAAUAUUUUAAUUUUGCCAAAAAAAUGAAGAAAAAAAAAUUUUUUGAUAAGGAAAGUCGAUUGCACAGUGCAAAAAAUAUCUAAAUUUUGCAAAAAAAAAUCAAAAAAUUUUUUUUGAAGAGAAAAGUCAAUUGCACAGUGCAAAAAAAUAGUUUAAUUUUGCAAAAAAAAUCAAAAAAAAAUUGUUUUUUUUAUUUUUUAAAAGUUUUUAAGAGUUGAUUUGUACAGUACGAAAAAAAUUUUCCCCGAAAAACUUUGAAAACACCUCAAAAAUUCCCAAAAAUUCUUCAAAAAAUCUUGAUUUCCCCUUUUCAGAAAGGCCAUCAACAGAUCCCAUCGGACGAAGCAGACUGUGUCGACUCUGACGAAGACUCCUCACCCUCUUCAACCUGUGUUUCGUCGCCAGAAAUUGCCCCGAAACUCACAAAAUCCGAGGAGAAAUACGCGAUGAAGGGGAAAUUUGUCGAUUUCAUCGACGGAAAAGAGAUAAAAUUCGAGGAAAAAGAGGAAAAAAUCACGUUUGAUGGGACCAGAAUCAACAAUCAGCUGGAUUUCGGCGACUUGAAGGAGGAGGAUGUGAAGAAAUUGGUGGAUAUGCAAUGGCAUGGCAAGCUGGCCACCGCCAAACUACGGGCAAAAGCGAAUAAAUUGGAGGAAACGAUGAGCGAGGAGGAGCGGAAAAAUGUGAGUCUUUACCUCAAAUGACCUUUGAGUCAUCUAUUUAUCAAAAAAUUUUCGAUCUACAGUAAUUGCGCGACAUUUUAUACGAAGAAUUCGUUUUUUGAAAGAAAGACUAAUUUUUCGUAUAAAAUGUCACUUUGAGAAAACGAAAUUCGCUGGGAUUAUUUGUCAUAGGGCUGUUAGUAAUAAUCAAAUUUACUUUUAGACCUUUCGGUAUUUCGGUGACAUUUUAUACGAAAAAUUUUAUUUUCAAAAAUCUUCGUGUAAAAUGUCACCCAAGCCGGAAAAUAGUCAGAAAACCAAGCCUUUGCAAAAUGCACAGCUUUUUGAUCCCAUCAAUGUCUAUUUUUCAUUAGGUUAAAGGCGUAUUAUACGAAGAAUUUUAUUUUCAAAAAUUUUCGUAUAAGAUGUCACACAAGCCGAAAAAUAGUGAAAAAAUCAAGUCUCUGCAUAAUGCACAGUUUUUUAUAUUUUUUUAUCCCAUCAAUGUCUAUUUUUCAUUAGGUUAAAGACAUUUUACACGAAAAAUUUUAUUUUAAAAAAUUUUCGUAUAAAAUGUCACCCAAGCCGAAAAAUAGCCAGAAAAUCAAGCCUCUGUAUAAUGCACAGCUUUUUUUAUCCUACCUAUGUUUGCUUUUUCAUUGCUUAGAGACAUUUUAUACGAAAAAUUUUAUUUAAAAAAUUUUCGUAUAAAAUGUCACCCAAGUCGAAAAAUAGUCAGAAAAUCAAGCCUUUGUAUAAUGCACAGCUUUUUUAUCCACCUUAUGUUUGCUUUUCCAUUACUUAGAGACAUUUUAUACGAAAAAUUUUAUUUUAAAAAAUUUUCGUAUAAAAUGUCACCCAAGCCGAAAAAUGGUCAGAAAAUCAAGCCUCUGAAAAAUGCACAGCUUUUUGAUCCCAUCAAUGUUUAUUCUUCAUUAGAUUAAGGACAUUUUGUACGAAAAAUUGACUUUUAAAAAAUUUUCGUAUAAAAUGUCACCUAAAUUUAACCGUAAAGCUUAGCGCGUGUCUUGCAGUAUUUUACACGCUUUCCCUUUGAUAUUUCAAAUUCCAACUUUAUAAUCCGAUUUUAUUAGGAAAUUACAGCUAAAGUAAUUUUCUAAUUUUGCCAGCUAAUCCAAAUGUCCCAUCAUAAUCGGCACGCAAGAUUUGCGCUAUAAAAAUAUCAAAGCCAUGAAUUUUUUAUUCAGAUUUUUUUUUGAUUUUUUUCAAAGAAGUUUUUUUUCAGGAGCAGCGACUGAAAAACGAGCAAUUGGAAAAAAUAUUUGCACUGAUGCAGCAAGACAAAGAAAAGUUUGGCGUGAACGAUAAGACCGAAAUAAUGGAGCAGAUGAAGAUGUAUUCGCUGUAA
Molecule: messenger RNA, 5546 nt
Organism: Bursaphelenchus xylophilus (pine wood nematode)
Lineage: Eukaryota; Metazoa; Nematoda; Chromadorea; Rhabditida; Aphelenchoididae
Source: the annotation of a GenBank genome assembly